Messenger RNA from Halteromyces radiatus, 839 nucleotides. RefSeq lists its product as uncharacterized. The transcript has a single exon. The coding region runs from base 143 to 754 and encodes 203 amino acids. Lineage: Eukaryota; Fungi; Mucoromycota; Mucoromycetes; Mucorales; Cunninghamellaceae. The record is from RefSeq and is a predicted model, not a curated record.
CUUAUAUAUACAAGACCAACAAAACUUUUUGUGUAGAUACUUUGUCUCCUCUUUUAUAUUUUUUUUUUUUUUACCAUACCGUAUCUACACCAAUUCCACAACUGGCAUCAAGGCAAAUUCAUGGGCAGGAAAAAUAUCUGACAUGUGGGACGGAAUAUACGUUGUGCAUCAAACACUUGGCAAAGGAACCUAUUUUAUUAAAUCAUAUCAAGAUAACGAUUCUAGACUAAAACGGGUGCAUGGAAACCGGUUGAAUUUGUAUCAGCUACAUGAUGUUUUCUGGAAUCAACCUUUUGACCGAAUCCUUGGAGAUGAUCUAUCAAAAAAAAAAAAAGAAAAAAAGAAAAAAAAAACUGUAAAAGAGUCAAAAAAAUUGAUACACAUAUCAUCUUUUACCUAUUCUCUUUAUAAACAAUAUACCUUUAACAAAAUGGCUAAUUCAAGCAAUCAAUUCAUGCUGGAUGAGUACACCUGGCUGGACACAGACACGCUCACUUUGAGUACAGUGGUGAAUAACAAGAUAGUGGAAAAACAAUCCUUGUUCGAAGAUACAUCUGAAUGGUCUAGUACUGAAAACUUAAACAUCAACCAUCAUCCUUUUUUUUAUCCAACUCAACCUUUUAUCAUGAAUACCGAUGAUAGUCAACAAGUCUUACUUAUGAGUACCCCCCGCCUAUGUCGAGCAAUUAGCCUGUAUACAAGAAAAACAACGAUUAGUGUAAGAACUGGAAAAAAGAAAACCUCCUACCUUUGACUCUUCGCUUGAUACAUUCCAACCUUGUUAAACCUUAUGAUGAAUUUACAAGGGCUACCUAUGUUGAAGAAAGGAAUAAAUAUUU